AUGCUCUUCAUCGGUCUUACGGGCUCCAUUGCAACGGGCAAGUCAACCGUUUCCUCCAUCCUCUCCAAGCCCCCUUACUCCAUUCCCCUCAUCGACGCCGAUGUCCUCGCGAGGAAAGUCGUCGAACCCGGAUCAAAGGGAUAUGCCGCCAUCGUGAAGCAUUUCCUCCCCACAACCCCGGACCUCCUCGUCCCGGUCUCAGAGACCAUGCCCGAGGCCGGGCCCGACGGCAAAGGUCGACCACUCAACCGACCCGCCCUCGGCAAGCGCGUCUUUGGCGACACGGAAGAGCUGAAAAAGGACCGUGCCGUACUCAACGGCAUUGUUCACCCCGCCGUUCGCUCUGAGAUGUACAAGGCCAUUCUCCGUGCCUAUGUCACCGGUCACUGGGCUGUUCUCCUCGACGUUCCCCUGUUAUUCGAAAGCAGCCUCGACCGCCUCUGUGGCACCGUUUUUGUCGUUGCUGUCAAGGACCCCGAGGUACAGAUGCAGCGUCUCAUGGCCCGCGAUCCUCAUCUCAGCCGCGAAGACGCCGAGAACCGCGUGCUCAGCCAGACGGAUGUGAGGCUCAAGGCACGGAGAUGUGAAGCCAGAGGUGAGGGCAAGGGCGUCGUACUAUGGAAUGAUGGCUCCAAGGAAGACUUGAAGAGAGACAUCGGCGAGGCUAUCCGUCACGUUCAGGCCUCCAGCCCAGUAUGGUGGAGUUGGCUGCUUCUGGCGUGUCCACCAGCAGCGGCAGCCCUUGGGGCCUGGCGGUUUUGGCAAAAUGUUCGCAUCAAUAAGGCAUGGGCGGAGCAGGAAAGAAUUGAGAAGGCAAAGUUGUAG
Colletotrichum paranaense is the source of this 825-nucleotide messenger RNA. Its product is annotated as dephospho-CoA kinase. The transcript has a single exon. Gene Ontology annotation, biological process: coenzyme A biosynthetic process. Lineage: Eukaryota; Fungi; Ascomycota; Sordariomycetes; Glomerellales; Glomerellaceae. Bases 1 to 825 code for a protein of 274 amino acids. Gene Ontology annotation, molecular function: ATP binding; dephospho-CoA kinase activity. The record is from RefSeq and is a predicted model, not a curated record.